This is a messenger RNA of Strongylus vulgaris, 410 nucleotides long. The record is from the annotation of a GenBank genome assembly. NCBI's taxonomy places the organism in Eukaryota, Metazoa, Nematoda, Chromadorea, Rhabditida, Strongylidae.
AUGGAUUUUGUUAACGAUUUGAAGAAAUCUGGACUGUAUGUCAUUGGACAUGUAAGGAAAGGUGACUUCGAUUGCAGGGAAGCUGUAGAUCCACUCCAACAGGUGUUUCCGUAUUGGCUGUCACUGGUUGACUACCUGAAAUUGAAAGCUUUUGUGGAGCUCACGUUAUCGACCAGCAUCCGCCAGGGAAUACAGCAGCUAAUGCGUUUGUCCGGCCUUGGUGCAAUGAAGCCAAAUACUGUUGUACUAGGUUUCCAUGAAGCCACACCAGUCGACGUAACUCUACAGGAAUCACAGCUACUCAAGGAUUUACGAUACUCAAAAAUUGACAGAGCCGCUGUUGUUGAAUACUUCACUGCUGGAGAUUAUAUGCCUAAGGUAAGACUUUUUUUUUUGCUGGGAGUGUAAGU